AUGGGUCGGGAGGUCUCAUACAACAUUGCCCCAGAACUAGGACCUCCGGUGAAUCCUAAUGUUGUUGGUGUUGAAGACAAUAAUGCUAUUGAUUUAUCCAGUGAUGAUGAGUCUGAUGACGAACUUGAUCAAGCUCCAUGGAUGGAAAAGAUCUGGGAAGCUCAUAUCACAGAUGCACAUAUACUUGAAUAUCAAACAAUGAUAUCUCUAAUCAGAUUCAGUUAUCAUCAAAGGAUAAAGCUGAAAGUGCAACAGUAUAAUUUUUUCCCAGUGUCAGCAUGGACUAUUUCAGGCGAAGGCUCAUCAUAUAAUUCAUCUCAAAUCGAUAUACAUUUAAAUACAGGUUCCAAUAACCACCUUUCAUCUAUCAUCAUUGCUUCUAAGGAAUUUGACACCAGAUUCAAUUUUGUUGAAAUUGAGAAACAAACAUAUGUUGAUCUGGGGGAAAUGAAUACAAUAUGUAAGUUUUGUGGAGCAACAAUAUGGGCUGAAGAACGAGCUGAAAAGAAUAAAUCUCCACUUGAACCGGAUUUCUCUAUGUGUUGUUCGAAAGGAAAAAUAGCAAUUCCUUACUUGAAAGACCCGCCUGAAUUGUUGCUUAACCUGCUUACAAAUAAUGAUCCCAGAAGUCGAAAUUUUCUUGAUAAUAUUCGAUCUUACAAUAGUAUGUUUGCAUUUACCUCCAUUGGAGGUAAACUUGUCACCAAUAUUAAUGAUGGUCAUGGUCCUCCUCAAUUCAUUAUCAGUGGUCAGAAUUACCAUCGUAUAGGAAGUUUACUGCCAGACGAAGGGCAGUCCCCCAAGUUUGCGCAAUUAUAUAUAUAUGAAACCAAGAAUGAAGUUGAGAACAGAUUAAAACCAUUCAGCAGCAAUGGAAAUAAUAGCCUUGAUCCUACCCUGGUUGCUGAGUUGAUAAAAAUGGUUGAUCAAUAUAAUCGUUUAGCUAGAUUAUUUAGAAGGGUGCGUGAUUAUGUUGAAAGAGGUGAGGCUGAGAAUGUUGCUUUGAGAUUAUUUAGGAGUAGUUCUCUUGAUCCAAAGACAUACAAUCUUCCAAGUGUUGAUGAAGUUGCAGCCUUAAUUGUUGGUGAUUUUGAUAGUUCUGAUUGUGGGCGUGAUAUUAUUCUUCGUACUAAGCAUGGCCAAUUUCAAAGGAUUUAUGAGAACCAUUCUUCGUUCCUUCCUCUUCAAUACCCGAUACUUUUCCCACAUGGGGAGAAAGGUUUCUCUGAGGAUAUUGACUUUGCAAAUCUUCAUAAUGUUAAUACAGACCCUAGGCGUGAUCAUAUUUCACUGCGUGAGUGGGUUGUUAUUCUACUUUAUGUGAGGAAAUUUGAGUGCAAGCGAAUCUUUCUAUCUAGACGUUUGUUUCAACAAUUUGUGGUUGACUGUUAUUCAAUGAUUGAGUCUCAAAGAUUGUACUAUUAUCGGAACAACCAAUCAAGUAUAAGAAGACAUUUUCUGGAAGGAAUUGAGGAAGCAAUGAGCCGUGGUGAUACAUGUUCAUCAACCAUUGGAUCAAGAGUAUAUCUUCCAGCUUCUUUUAAGGGUGGCAAGCGCUACAUGUUCAACAAUUGUCAAGAUGCCAUGGCUAUUUCCAACACAUAUGGUUAUCCUGACCUAUUUUUGACAAUGACUUGCAAUCCCAAAUGGCCAGAAAUUGAUCGACAUGUUUCUGCAUUUGGCUUGACUGCUUCAGAUCGACCAGAUCUAGCUUGCCGUGUCUUUCAUAUGAAGUUAAAUGCAUUAAUUAUUGAUUUAAAGAAUGGUGAUUUCUUUGGCAAGGCUAUUGCAGGCACAUAUACUAUUGAGUUUCAAAAAAGAGGAUUGCCACAUGCUCAUAUUUUAUUGUGGCUUAGCAUGGAAAACAAGUUACGUACUCCUAAUAUGAUUGAUUCUGUUAUUUGUGCUGAGUUGCCGGAUCCCGAACGUUUCCCACAAUUGUUUGAGUGUGUAUCCAACUAUAUGUCAACAUCGUUUGAUAGUGAUGGUUAUCCAAUAUAUAGAAGAAGAAAUAUUGGUGUAAUCACUCUGAGGAAGGGCGUCCCUUUGGAUAAUAGAUAUGUUGUUCCUUACAAUCCAAAGUUGUUGAUGAAAUAUCGUGCACAUAUCAACAUUGAAUAUUGCAAUAAAUCGAACUCCAUCAAAUAUUUAUUUAAAUACAUUAAUAAGGGAGUUGAUAGGGUCACAAUGUCAAUGAGUGUGCCACAAGCAAAGAAGGAUCAACUUGAAGAAGUGGAUGAGAUUAAACAAUAUUAUGAUUGCAGAUAUCUUUCACCAUGUGAAGCUCUAUGGAGAUUAUACGGAUUUGAAAUUCAUUUGAAGUGGCCACCUGUGAAGAAACUAAUUUAUCACAUGCCUAAGAAACAAGUCAUCCUAUUCAAGGAACAACAAUCUAUUAGGAAUGUGUUUGACAAAAACAAGUUGAAAAAUAGCAUGUUCACUGCUUGGAUGGUUGCAAAUGCCAAAUAUGAUGAAGGUAGACGCUUGACAUAUUCCGAAUUUCCAGCUGCAUUUGUAUAUGAUGAAAAAAAGAAAGAAUGGAAGCCAAGGCAACAAGGCUUUUCCAUUGGUCGGAUGAACUUUGUUGCUCCGGGAUGUGGUGAAUUGUAUUAUCUGCGACUUUUGUUGAAUUUCCAACGUGGUUGCAUGAGCUUUGAUGAUUUGAAAACACAUAAAAAUCGCACUUAUGAGACUUUUCGAGAUGCAUGUGACGCAAUGGGUUUGUUAAAAGAUGAUCGUGAAUUCAUCGAUGCUAUGCACAAUGUAGCCAAGAUUUCAUCAGGUUUUUAUGUCAGAAACCUAUUUGUUACAUUCUUAUUGGGCAACACACUGAGUAAUCCGCUUAAUGUAUGGAAUAAAACAUGGCACGAACUUGCUGAUGGUAUUCAGUAUAACAUGCGCAAGACUCAUAACAAACCAGAUUUGGUUAUUGAAGAACAUCGUCUUAAGGAUCUAUGUUUAAUGGAGAUUGAGAAAAUCUUAAUGGUGAAUAGUAAAUCGCUAAAGGAUUUUCCUGGGAUGCCUCGAGUUGAAGCUAAUACACUGACUGAGUAUGGAAAUGUGUUGUUACUCAAUGAGCACAAUUUUGAUCUUGUAGAGAUGACUCGCUUGCAUGAAGAAUGCUUUCUCAAGUUGAAUGAUGGACAAUCAAAAAUAUAUAAUGAAAUUAUGGCUGCUAUCACUUCAGAUAAUGGUCGUUUUUUCUUUGUAUAUGGCUAUGGUGGAACAGGGAAAACAUUUUUGUGGAAGACUUUGACAUACAAACUACGAUCUGAGAAAAAGAUUAUAUUGAAUGUUGCAUCAAGUGGCAUUGCUGCUUUGUUACUACCAGGUGGUCGAACAGCACAUUCAUUGUUUUCUAUUCCCCUUUCGUUGAAUGAGGAUUCAUGUUGUGGGAUAGCACUAGGAAGUCCUAAAGCUGAAUUGUUACAACUUGCUAGCUUAAUAAUUUGGGAUGAGGCACCAAUGGUUAGUCGGUUUGCAUUCGAGGCUUUAGAUAGGACUUUGAAGGACAUAAUGAGGUUCACCUCUAAUGGUGGACAACCAUUUGGGGGAAAGGUUGUUGUUUUAGGAGGUGAUUUUAGACAAAUUUUACCUGUCAUUCCUAAAGGUAGGCGAGCAGAGAUAGUUAUGUCAACAAUUAACUCCUCCAGAUUAUGGCAGUAUUGCAAGGUGUUGACUUUAACUGAGAAUAUGAGAUUGAUGACCAAUAGAUGCUCUCCGAAUCAUGAUGAAAUUAAAGAUUUCGCAAAGUGGGUUUUGGAUGUUGGUGAUGGUAAAUUGGGUGAUUAUAAUGACGGUGAGUCUGAUGUUCGAAUUCCUGCUGAUUUGCUAAUCCAACAAUCCUCAAACCCUAUUGCAGACAUUGUGCAUGUCAUUUACCCUGAAAUUCUUCAAAAUGUUGGUUGUGUCAAAUACUAUUCUGAUAAAGCAAUACUUGCACCAACUUUGGAUGCUGUUGAUUCAAUCAAUCAAUAUGCAUUAUCAUUAUUUCCUGGAAACGAAAAAACUUAUCUUAGCUCUGAUUCAGUAUGGAAAGUCAAUGAAGAAAUUGGAAUAGAAGCUGAUUGGUUAACCACGGAAUUUUUAAAUGGUAUUAGAAGUUCUGGCAUUCCUGAUCACAAGUUGGUUCUUAAAAAAGGUGCACCUGUAAUGCUUAUGCGAAAUCUAGACAUUUCAACUGGUUUAUGCAAUGGUACAAGGCUUAUUGUUGACUACCUUGGUGAAAAUGUAAUCGGUGCUAUAGUUCUCUCUGACACACAUAUUGGGAAGGUUGCAUACAUCUCUAGGAUGAAUUUGAUGCCGUCUGAUGAAAGCAUGCCAAUUAAGUUCCAAAGGAGACAAUUUCCUUUAAUUGUUUCUUUUGCAAUGACUAUAAAUAAAAGUCAGGGACAAUCAUUAUCUCAAGUGGGUGUAUAUUUACCGAAGGCAGUUUUUUCUCAUGGGCAAUUGUAUGUUGCUAUUUCCAGAGUUCAAAGUAGAGCUGGCCUCAAGAUUUUAAUAUGCAAUGAAGACACUAGCCAACAAGAUGUUACUAAGAACAUUGUCUUCAAGGAAGUUUUUCAAAAGAUUUAUAACAAUUAG
This is a messenger RNA of Lotus japonicus, 4584 nucleotides long. RefSeq lists its product as uncharacterized. The transcript is spliced from 9 exons. Gene Ontology annotation, molecular function: DNA helicase activity. The record is from RefSeq and is a predicted model, not a curated record. NCBI's taxonomy places the organism in Eukaryota, Viridiplantae, Streptophyta, Magnoliopsida, Fabales, Fabaceae. The coding region runs from base 1 to 4584 and encodes 1527 amino acids. Gene Ontology annotation, biological process: DNA repair; telomere maintenance.